Trichoderma breve is the source of this 315-nucleotide messenger RNA. Its product is annotated as ucrQ family domain-containing protein. The transcript has 4 exons. NCBI's taxonomy places the organism in Eukaryota, Fungi, Ascomycota, Sordariomycetes, Hypocreales, Hypocreaceae. The coding region runs from base 1 to 315 and encodes 104 amino acids. Gene Ontology annotation, biological process: mitochondrial electron transport, ubiquinol to cytochrome c. The record is from RefSeq and is a predicted model, not a curated record.
AUGAGACCUACUCAGGUUCGUCUGGGCGGCGGCGCCCCUCAACCCAAGACUGGCCACUGGCUCGGUGACUGGGGCUCCUUUGGUGGUGCCAAGCAGAAGGGCAUUGUCGACUACGGCCUGUCUGCCAACCGUCAGAACCCCUUUGCCGGUGCUGCCCACGAUGCCAUCUUCAACACCUUCCGCCGUACCAAGUCCCAGAUCUUCUACUGGCUCCCUCCCAUGCUUGCCGGCUACUACCUGCUGAGCUGGGCCACCGAGCGAAACCACUACCUCAACUCCAAGGCUGGCCGUGCUGAGUUUGCCGACUCGGAGUAA